AUGCAUAGAUUUGGAUGGAGACACCUUCUUGGAGUGUCUACCCUACCAUACCUUUUGGCACUAGUAUAUUAUGGCCUUGUGAAACAACCUCCAAGACACCAGUUUCAUACACAAGGGAGAUUUAGCAUACUUGUCACCAAUACGGUAAAGGUGACUGCUAUGUCUAUUGAGGGUCAGGUGUCGGGAUGUGUUCAGUUCCAUUUUGGAUACUCUCUUCCUCAGUCAAUCAGAACAACGAUAUGCUUUGAGGAAAGUGGUACAUGUGGCAUGCCAAGUAUACAUAUGAAUAUGUUCAUCACUAGCUUCGCAGAGCUUCCUGGGCUUGCUUUAGCUUCUUUGAUACUGGUGAAGGUUGGGCGGAGGAUUUCCAUGGAAAUCAUGAUCAUAGCUGGAUUAAUUCUCUUACUGCCCCUGGUUGUUCAUCAGAACACAAUAACAACCACAGCCUAUCUCUUUGGAGCACGUGUCUUUAUCUCAGCCACUUUCAUCGUUUCCCAAAUUUGUGCCCCAGAGGGCUAUUUGCUAUGUGUGUGUCUUUCCAAUUUUAGGGCAACAGGAGUUGGAGUAGCGAUGACACUUGGCAAAAUUGUGGGCAUUGUUUGCCCUCUGAUAGCAGCUGGGAUUGGCAGCGGUUGCCACCAAACACUUCCUCUGAUCAUGUUUGUGGUAACCACACUUCUUUUGGGCCUAAGUGUUGUGUUGCUUCCGUUUGAGACUAGAGGAAGGUUGUUACAAGACAAUAUAGAUUCGCCUCUUAAGCACAAACUGCUACCAUAUUGA
Molecule: messenger RNA, 780 nt
Organism: Lactuca saligna
Lineage: Eukaryota; Viridiplantae; Streptophyta; Magnoliopsida; Asterales; Asteraceae
Source: the annotation of a GenBank genome assembly